Messenger RNA from Capronia coronata CBS 617.96, 1893 nucleotides. RefSeq lists its product as uncharacterized. NCBI's taxonomy places the organism in Eukaryota, Fungi, Ascomycota, Eurotiomycetes, Chaetothyriales, Herpotrichiellaceae. Bases 1 to 1893 code for a protein of 630 amino acids. The transcript has a single exon. The record is from RefSeq and is a predicted model, not a curated record.
AUGAGCGGCAGAGGAACAAAACGCCAUCGAUCUUCAUCUGACGAUGAAGACAACGGUCGCCGCCCACGUCCUGGUGGCAAUAUUGGGCCUAGCGCCCCUGCUACCUUGGCUGCCGUUCCCACUAACUCUGCAGCAGCUUCUGCUCCCCCAGCUGACCUUGCAACGGCCAGGACCGCCAUGGUUCAAGCCCUGCUUCCCGAGGCGGCGCCGGACCAUAUGUUGAGUCACUUUCUCAAUUGUGCGACUCUGGACGUCACCGCUGCGAUUGCCAGCUUCCGUGCUCAUCGACAGACGAUCUUUGCGCCACCGCCAGCUACUUCUGGUGGUGACAAGGCCAAGGGCAAUGGCCAAAGAAAGAGCAAGAGCCCCUCCCCCACCAACAGCAAGAAAGCUUCCAGUUCAGGAGGCGUCGAUGGCGGCGCCAAGGACAAUGAUGGCGGCGCCAUAGACGGCAAUAACAGUGACGAAGACAAAGACCCAGACGGGAGUGGUAGCGAAGACGACAGCGACAGCGAGAGCGACGAUGAUAAGCCGGAUCACAUCCGUCACAGAUACAACAACGAAAAACAGCGGCGGAGAGUUGCCACCCAGCUGAUGAAUGAUGUACGGAAAAGCUUCGACGGGGAGACUAUAACCCCAACAGAAGCAAUCCUUCUCCUUGUCUACUACCAAUGGGAUAGGAAGAUGGUUGUGGACGUAAACGACAAGAUUUAUCACAUGCAAUGGCGCCUCUUUCACCGGUAUGAUCGUAUGAGAGCGCCCAUUGUUAUCAACUCGACCGACACAGAGGACGUGAAAAAAUUGAAAGUCAGGGAACAGGACGAGCGUCUCGCGUUGUUGAUUGAAGCUACUGGUCGCUCGGAUGUACAUUCGCUGAGGCACAUCCUUAAGACCAGCGCAUGGGAUCUUGUUGAUGCAAUCUCCGCUUGGUUUCAUGCGGGACUCAAGCCCCUUGACACUACUCAAACCACCACUACUCAAACCAAGGGCAAGGGCAAGGCCAAAGCCAUAGCCAUAGCUCCAGUUCUGAGAAGAAAUGUGAAUGCCGAUGAGGUCCCAGCGCCUUCGCAGACAGCUUGGAAGGCGCCAAAGCCGGAGAGAGGAUGGGGCAAGGACAGCCAAACAUUCGAACCGGAUCCGAACGACUCGGAGCCUGAUUAUGGCUCAGAUGACGAACAUCUGAUCAGCAACCCCCCAGUCCACGCCCCUGUCCCCGUGAUCAAUGAAGACCGCAGCCGGCUGAGAGUGGGUCAGAAGGAGCGGCACAAAUUGGUCCUCCAGGGCAUCUCGAACGGUCGAUACCUAUACAGACGCUAUCUCGGCCCCUUCAAGUGGCCGGGCUUGAACAAGUCCGUCAAGGGAAGGAAAAGUACAAAAAAGCGCAACGAGGAGUUUGACUGGUUUAACAAGAAGCAUAUUGGUAUGCUGUCUAGAUGGCGGCGGCAGGCAAUUAAUAGGCUCAGCAAGCAAACCAAAGUCGCGGCCAGUCAGCCGUGGUCGGACGAAGAAAACAAGUUCGUGUACGACCUGACAAGGAAAGAGGUGGACAGGUUGAUGAAGGAGACGGGCAAGACUCAAAAGGAAGUGGUCCCUCUGGUUGUAUCAGACGACCUCAAGAAGAAAUGGGCGGAUGCUCUAAACAAGAAAUUCACCGGCACCAAGCCCGGGGGCGCAAAGGACCCACGAACGGACCGCACGGCGCCCGCCCUGAUGACCCAGAGGUGCCGCCUGGAAUCGAUGAUCCAGGAUUUCGCUUGCAAGCGGGACAAGACGUUCUUCGCUAAGAAAGCGAAGGCUGACCAGAAUAGACGGGCCGCCGCCAAGGCCGCUGCCGCUGCCGGGGUCGCCGCUGAUGGUGAUGAUGAGGAAGAGGAGGAGGAGGAGGAGGAGUAA